This is a messenger RNA of Gambusia affinis (western mosquitofish), 5199 nucleotides long. Its product is annotated as sodium channel protein type 4 subunit alpha B-like. Gene Ontology annotation, biological process: neuronal action potential; sodium ion transmembrane transport; membrane depolarization during action potential. Gene Ontology annotation, molecular function: voltage-gated sodium channel activity. Gene Ontology annotation, cellular component: plasma membrane; voltage-gated sodium channel complex; axon. The record is from RefSeq and is a predicted model, not a curated record. Lineage: Eukaryota; Metazoa; Chordata; Actinopteri; Cyprinodontiformes; Poeciliidae.
CAGACUCCUAGACUUGUUGACACUUUUUAAGGAGGUGGUUUUUAAGGAUAUCCCUGGAAUUGCAACCAUUUUUUGCUUUUGAUAAAUUUUCCUUUACUUUUCUUUGUAUAUCUACAAAUCCUUGAGUCUGGGAGUUUUGUUUGGAGGCGGUUGCUACGCAACACAGAAGUUCGGGUGGUACUCGAAAAUGCCAAUAUGGUCCCUCUGCUGCCCCCUGUUGGUACGGAGGUGUUUAGAUGCUUCACACCAGCCUCACUGGAGAAAAUUCAGCGAAAGCAUGAAGCUGAAGCGAAGCAGCAGCAAAUCAGAAAGGAUAAGAACAUCAAGAUAGCAAAGAAGUAUCUUCCCAAACCAGCAGGUGAUCUGGAGGAUGGGAAGCCCCUCCCGUUGUUUUACGGAGACCAGGCCCAGAAGUUUCUCAACAUCCCAUUGGAGGACAUGGACCCUUUCUACCAAUCACACAAGACUUUUAUCGUUCUCAGUAAAGGAAAAAUCAUCUACAGGUUCAACGCCGAACCAGCUUGCUACCUGCUGAGUCCCUUCAACUCUCUGAGGAUCUUCUCCAUCAGGAUCCUCAUCCAUUCUUUAUUCAGUUUUUUCAUCAUGGCGACUAUCCUGACUGACUGUGUGUUCAUGACCAUGAGUGACCCUCCAGCAUGGAGCAAGACGGUGGAAUAUGUGGUCAUGGUGAUCUACACGUUUGAGGUAAUCAUCAAAGUUUUAUCCAGAGGGUUCUGUGUGGGAGACUUCACCUACCUCAGAGACCCGUGGAACUGGCUGGAGUUUAUUGUCAUCAACAUAAUAUACCUUGCAGAGUUUGUCCACUUUGGAAAUGUAUCAGCACUGAGGCCAUUCAGAGUUCUUCGAAUCCUGAAAAUCAUCACAGUAUUCUCUGGUUUAAGGACAAUCUUUGGCGCUCUCAUCCAGUCAGUGAAGAAGCUGCGUGAUGCCAUGAUUCUGACCCUCUUUUUUCUCAGUGUCUUUGCUCUGAUUGGCCUUCAGCUAUUCAUGGGAAACCUCAGACAAAAAUGUGUUCUGAUCUCACCGCUGUUACGCAACGACACUUCAGAGGGAGCCUUCAACAUCAGUUUCCACGAAAACAACGACUUCGAUUUCUACACGCACAUUAACAACUCAGACAAUUAUUACUACCUACCUGGUCAACUUGAUGCCCUGCUGUGUGGAAACAGCUCUGAUGCAGGGACCUGUCCAGAUGGAUACAUGUGUCUGAAGGCAGGGAGAAACCCAAACUACGGGUAUACCAGCUACGACGGUUUCAGCUGGGCGUUUCUGUCUCUGUUCAGACUCAUGACUCAGGACUUCUGGGAAAAUCUCUUCCACCUGACGCUGCGAGCGGCAGGUAAAAUCUACACCAUCUUCUUCGUGGUCGUCAUCUUCCUUGGUUCCUUCUACCUCAUUAAUCUCAUCCUGGCCGUGGUUCUCAUGGCGUACGCUGAGCAAAACAGGGCAAACAUCGUCAAGGCCAAACAAAGAGAAAAGGAGUAUGCCCGCAUCCUUAAGGAGUUAAAGAAGAGAGAAGAGAAGACGGUCCAGAGGGCGGCGCCCUCGGAGAAAAACGGCUCCGCAUCACAUGAGGAAGAUGCUACCAGGGAUGACCUAGAGGACAACCAGACGCCACGUUCUUCACGCUGGCACGUCUUUGCUGACACCUUCCUGAAGUGGGAUUGUUGUGGCUGUUGGAGAUGGUUGAAAAAGCUUCUGCAUUCUACUGUCAUGGAUCCAUUUGUGGACGUCGCCAUCACCAUGUGCAUUGUCCUCCUCACUAUCUUGAUGGCCACUCAACACUAUCCGAUGACUGAGGGGCUGGCGGAGCUUAUCAGCAUUGGAAACCUGGUGCUUACAGGGAUCUUAACAGCUGAGAUGGUUCUCAAAAUUAUGGCGAUGGAUCCAUAUCAUUACUUUCAGAAAGGCUGGAAUAUCUUUGACAGCAUCAUCGUCACCAUGAGUCUGUUGGAUCUAGUGCUGGCUAAUGUAACUGUGUGGCUGCCCCUCAGAUUGAUAAGAGUGUUUAAGCUAGCCAAGUCGUGGCCGGCUUUCAAGGUGUUGACAAAGAUUAUCCGCAACUCUUUGAGAGCCCUGGGGAACUUGACGCUGGUUCUUGCCAUCAUUGUCUUCAUCUUCACUGUAUUUGGAAUGCAGUUGUUUGAAAAGAGCUACAAAGAUCAUGUCUGUCACAUUGACGCGGACUGUAAGCUUCCUCGCUGGCGCAUGACCAGCUUUUUUCAUGCCUUCCUCGUCAUGUUCAGGAUUCUGUGUGGCGAGUGGAUUGAGACAAUGUGGGACUGUAUGCAAGUUGCAGGGAAGCCCAUGUGUCUGAUUGUCUACAUGAUGCUACUGGUGAUUGGAAAACUAUUGGUUUUGAAUCUGUUCCUGGCCUUGCUGCUAAGCUCAUUCAGUGGGGAUAAUCUUGCAGUUACAGAAGAUGAAGAAGAAAACAAUCUCCAGAUUGUGAUAAACCGGAUCAGCAGGUGUACAGCAAGGACCAAGGCCUGGUUCUGGACUUUGGUGGGAAAGAAAACAAAUGUAAACUCAGAUGUAAAUGAUGCAACCUGUGAAGAAGGUGACAAAUCAAAGGAAGUUUUACCUCUGACAAUCGUGAAUUCAGAGCAGUCGGUGGUAAAAGUCCAAGACCCCAAAGUAACCAAAAUCUGCUCUGAAGCCAAGUCUGAUUCUGAGAUAUCUGAAAAUAAAAAUGAUGAAGAUAAUGAGGAGGAAGACCAAGAUGAACAGCUUGCACAAGGUGAUAAGUCUUUGGACUGCAGCGACGUCGAGAAAUUUCCUGUAAUCUCAAUAAUAAAAGAGGUAGAAGACACUCCUGAUGAUUGUUUCACAGAAAAGUGUUACAGUCGCUGUCCAUGCCUGGAUAUAGACACAUCCAAGAGCAUAGGAAGGAUCUGGUUGUAUAUCAGGAAAACUUGCAUCACCAUCGUAGAGUCCAAGUACUUUAAGUCAUUCAUCAUCAUCGUGAUCCUGCUGAGCAGUGCAGCCUUGGCCUUUGAGGACAUCUACAUUGAGCAGCGCCGGGACCUCAAGAUAAUUCUGGAAUAUGCAGAUCAUGUCUUCAACUUUGUGUUUGUGGUGGAGAUAAUUCUCAAGUUGGGUGCCUACGGCUGUAAAACCUUCUUCUCCAAUGCCUGGUGCUGGCUGGAUUUCCUCAUUGCAGAUGUGUCUCUGGUGUUACUGUCUGCAAGCAUCCUGGGAUACUCUGAGCUGGGAGCUAUACAAUCUCUGAGGACUCUGAGAGCAUUGAGACCGUUUAGAGUCUUGUCUUGCUUUGAGGUCUUGAGGGUGGUGGUUAAUGAAUUGGUUGGUGCCAUCCCCUCCACCUUCAACGUGCUGCUAAUCUGUCUGGUCCUCUGGCUCAUCUUUAGCAUCAUGGGUGUGAACCUGUUUGCAGGGAAGUUUUAUUACUGCUUCAACGAAACAUCAGAGGAGUUUUUCUCUCCUGAGGAAGUCAAUAAUAAAACCCAGUGUCUCGAUCUGAUUGAGAAAGGCUUCUCCGAGGUCCGCUGGAAGAACACAAAGAUGAACUUUGACAACGUUGGGAUGGGCUACCUGUCUCUGCUGCAAGUGGCCACAUUUAAAGGCUGGAUGGACAUCAUGUAUUCAGCGGUGGACUCCAGAGAGGUGGAGUCCCAGCCAACGUAUGAGGACAACCUGUACAUGUACAUGUACUUUGUCUGCUUCAUCAUCUUUGGCUCCUUCUUUCCUUUCUGCCUCUUCAUCACCUCACUCAUCAACUACAACCAGCGUAAACCAAAGUCUAUAGAAAUAGAACCCCCGAUAAAAUGGAUCCCCAGAGAGCCUCCUUCCCGACCGACAAACAAGUUUCAGGGUCUGAUCUUCGACCUUGUGACCAAUCCGUUUUUUGAUAUCCUCAUCAUGGUGUUGAUCUGCUUUUAUACGCUGAUGAUGAUGGUGGAAACAGACGAGCAGAGUCCAAAGAAGGAAGAAAUCCUGUACUGGGUCAACCUCGUUUUCAUCAUGAUCUUCAGCACAGAGUGCUGUCUCAAAAUUAUCGCUCUACGAAAGCACUACUGUUAUGAUGGAUGGAACAUAUUUGACCUUGUGGUUGUUAUACUGUCUAUUGUUGGUUUUGUUGUUGCUGAUAUCAUCGAGAAGUACUUUGUUACUCCCACUCUCUUCCGUGUGAUCCGACUGGCUCGCAUUGGCCUGAUCCUUCGUCUCAUUCGCAGAGCUAAGGGAAUUAGAAAGUUGUUGUUUGCAUUAAAAAAGUCUCUUCCUGCUGUAUUCAACCUUUGCAUCCUCCUCUUCAUCAUCAUGUUUGUCUUCUCCAUCUUUGGGAUGUCUAAUUUUGCUUAUGUGAAGAAAGGGAGCAUGAUGGAUGACAUGAUUAACUUUGAAACCUUUGGGAACAGUAUGAUCUCCAUAUUUACAAUCACCACAUUAGCUGGAUGGGAUGGUCUUCUCUAUCCCCUCAUGAACACACCUCCAGACUGUGAUCCAGACUUUGAAAACCCAGGCACAUCUGUCAGGGGCAACUGUGGCAGCCCUGCAGCAGGCAUUGUCUUUUUGAUUUUGUAUGUCAUUGUGUCCUUCCUGGUGGUGGUCAAUAUACACAUCGCCAUCAUCCUGGAGAUAUUUAACGUCGCCACAGAGGAGAGCACCAACACACUAUCUGAGAAUGGCAUUGAUAUGUUCUACAAAACCUGGGAGACGUUUGACCCACAAGCUUCACAAUUUAUUCACUACAGUGAGUUGUCAGAUUUCUAUGAUGCUCUACCGUAUCCUCUGAGGAUUCCCAAACCCAACACCAUCAACCUGUUACAAAUGGACCUGCCUUUGGUUCAAGGAGACAGGGUCCACUGUCUGGACGUUCUGCUAGCUCUCUCUGAAGAGGUUUUUGGUGAAUCCCAGACAACGGAGGAACUAAAGUCUACCGUGGAGUGGAAGUUCAUGGCCAACAUUGCUUCAGAGGAGAGUUUAAGACCAAUCGUCAGCACCUUUCGAAAGAAACACGAGGAGAUGGCAGCGACAGCGAUCCAGAGAGCCUACAGGAGACACGUUCAGCAGCAAAUGAACAAGAAGGAGUCCUACCAGUAAAGGAAAAAGACAGAGGGACAGGCGGCCAGGGACAAUCUGUCUCCACCAGAGACAGAGGGAUUUUUCUGUAAACCAAUGGAUCAGCUGUACUGAGACAGUGUUAAAACUCUUUAA